Molecule: messenger RNA, 1149 nt
Organism: Procambarus clarkii (red swamp crayfish)
Lineage: Eukaryota; Metazoa; Arthropoda; Malacostraca; Decapoda; Cambaridae
Product: homeobox protein engrailed-1a
Biological process (GO): regulation of transcription by RNA polymerase II; neuron differentiation
Cellular component (GO): nucleus
Molecular function (GO): RNA polymerase II cis-regulatory region sequence-specific DNA binding; DNA-binding transcription factor activity, RNA polymerase II-specific
Source: RefSeq, a predicted model, not a curated record
GACGUCAUCAGUGAUUGGUGGGUGGGAACGGUAAUUUGUAGAGUGAUCGCGGGCGUUGAGGAUGUGUUAGUGGCGGUGAUAACAACUCCCAGGGGACGAUGGCACGGCGUAGUUGGCUCCGCUAGUGACACUAUCCCCCCCGUGCACCUCGCGGACACUCGCUACACACACCUUCCGACCUCAAUCAUGUAUUCCGCGCGCAAGUGUUGCUAAUUACAAGGUCCGUACCCGACUCCGGAAUAAUUCGGAAGUGCGCGUCCGUACCGACAAUCGGCGUCGAGCGAGCCUUGGACCCCGACCGGCCCCAUGGCCAACCCACGCGGCGGCGACUUGUAAAACUUCCCCUUAAAAUAAAACUCGUGGUUUAACCUCGAGUUGUUUUAACGAGAGGGUAAUUACAGCACAACAGUGUCAUUAGCGGGCAAUUACCCGAGCAGUGCGGUUAACGAGGGCGCCAUGUGCGACACCUCAGAGACUAUGGACACCCGCUCCGAGCCCUCACAGGGCACCGACGCCGACGGAGACGACGACAUCUCCGUCGGCAGCCACUCUCCGCCGCCUCGGAACGACACAGACGACUCCAUGAUCGACGUAGACGACACCGUCGACGACGACAGCAGAGAGAAGGUGACAGCCAGCCCCAAAGUCGAGCCCCCGGACCCUGCCAUGAGCCCGGGGCCCCCACGCACCCCUCCAGUGGCUCAUCAGGCUAACAACGCUGUAAUUCACCGCUCUCUCAAGUUCUCAAUCGACAAUAUCCUCAAGCCGGAUUUCGGCCGCCGGCUGGGCGACGCCGUAGAGACUAGCGAUCAACCCGUCGAUCUGUCGCGAGUUACCAACAGAGGGGACCCGAAGAAGGUCUUCGGAGACCCCGCCAGGAGCCUCGGAGAGGUCGGCCAGGCCCCUAACAGCGUGCUACUGAAGGAUCGAGAGGGCGGAGGCGGCACACUAUGGCCCGCUUGGGUUUACUGCACCCGUUACUCCGACCGGCCCUCUGCAGAUAAUAUAAAAAAUAUAGUGACAAUUAAAAGAUAUAAUAAUAAUCAGAAGAGAGUAACAGAAACAGAUAUUGACAGACAGAGACGAAGACUGAUUGCCAUUGACAAGCAGAUCAACAGAGAUAAUGACAGACAGAGGCAAAGAAACUGA